Danaus chrysippus (African queen) is the source of this 549-nucleotide messenger RNA. The record is from the annotation of a GenBank genome assembly. Lineage: Eukaryota; Metazoa; Arthropoda; Insecta; Lepidoptera; Nymphalidae.
AUGACAAGUGUAUUCGGUGGACUGAACAUGUCUGCGUUGAGUGUGAGAGCGCCGGGGCUGCAGGCCACCGCUUUGGACACUAGGUCUCUUAGAGUGCAUGGCGUUACGACCUUGGAUGGAGUUAGGAGGAACCUGUUCGGUUGUACGGAUAGAGAAGAGAACAGAAGGUUUGUGGAGAGAGAGUUAGCUAGGCAGUUGGAGCUUGACAGUCAAAGAUGGGGCUUCGACUUCGCCAACGAACAGCCUCUGCCAGGAGCGCAAAGAUUCGCUUGGCAAUUGGUACCAGCGUCGAGUAUACCGGCCGCUUUAAGAAGAUCCCCGAUUACCAUCACACCCAAGCCGAAGCAAGCUCAAGAAACGAUGGUAUCCAGUCCCGAAAACACCAAAACGCAGAAGAGAAUAACAGAUUUUCUCAAGCCAAGGAAACGUCUGCCGAGCAACAAGAAGUCUCCCGCACACAAACAUAAACACGAGUGUGGGCAUGGAGCUCACCUUCGUCCACCAAAGGUAGCGAGACUCACACAGACACACUUCAAACGGAACAGUUAG